AUGGGGAAGCAGAACAGCAAGCUCCGUCCCGAGGUGAUGCAGGACCUGCUGGAGAGCACAGACUUCACCGAGCACGAGAUCCAGGAGUGGUACAAGGGCUUCCUGAGGGACUGCCCCAGCGGGAACCUGUCCAUGGAGGAGUUCAAGAAGAUUUACGGAAACUUCUUUCCGUACGGAGACGCUUCCAAGUUUGCCGAGCACGUCUUUCGCACUUUCGACGCCAACGGUGACGGGACGAUAGAUUUUAGGGAGUUUAUCAUCGCUUUAAGUGUGACGUCCCGUGGCAAGCUGGAGCAGAAGCUGAAGUGGGCCUUCAGUAUGUACGACCUGGACGGGAACGGGUACAUCAGUAAAGCUGAGAUGUUGGAGAUUGUGCAGGCGAUAUAUAAGAUGGUGUCGUCUGUGAUGAAGAUGCCUGAGGACGAGUCGACGCCUGAGAAGAGGACGGAGAAGAUCUUCAGGCAGAUGGACACCAACAGAGAUGGUAAACUGUCUCUGGAAGAGUUCAUCAAAGGAGCAAAAAGCGACCCGUCCAUCGUCCGCCUGCUGCAGUGCGACCCCAGCAGCGCCGGCCAGUUCUGAGCCCGAGGCAGCGCCGCGAUCUUGCUUCUUUGGGUGACUCUACAUGCCUGUAACUCUGCACUAUGGAGCAGACUGAUGAUGAAGAAUGACAAGAUGAAGAUGAAGAGGAAGCCAGGCCUUCAACAUGUACUGAGGACUUUUUAAAGAUGGCCGCAGGAGCCCAAUUCAUCGUUAAUAUUCUUUCUACGCCCCUCUCCCUUACCCACCAACUAAACAGCUGUCUGUGUCUGAAAUCCAGGCAAAAUCCACACCACUUCUGGUUACAGACCACCCUCACCGCCCCUUUCUGACUGUAAUGAACCUCCUCAGUUCUCCUGUAGGCCUGUUAGAGUGUAGAGAAGGUUUACCAUAGGUUGUGUGUAUAUAUAUGCAGUGUAAACUGGAGUCUCUGUAUCAGUGUCUUUGCUUGGCUCUCUGUUCUCUCGAAACUUCCAGUUAGGCCCACACAGAGCACCGUGUGCGACAGACUGAGCGUGUGCAGAAGAGGGAGGGAGGGAGAGAGAUAGAGAGAGAGAGAGAUACAGCAUGUGCUGUAGGUGAGCAAGAGAGGACCUGUGAAGUCUGUCCUUAGCUCACAAUGAGUCCCGCUUUCAUUUUCUUCUUUUCUACCGUAAGACAUGUUUUGUUUUGUUUUGUUUUUUGUAAACUUGAUAGACUGUUUGUUUUAUAUAUCGUGCUGGAACGGACACAUCACGUAACAUUAUGCUUCUACGCAUAUGCUCCCAGAUCCGUACUUAGACUUUGUGACGAGCGUCCCUCGCCCUCCGUCUGUUCCUAUAUGUUUUAUUUUGAAAUAUCGGAAGUAAGAGCACAGGAAGUGCUGGUGCGCUCGAGCUUCUCACACAACACAAACCUUAGUCUUUCCAGGUAUUUCGAGUACAGUGUAGGUAUUUCUUUUGAAGUGCACCUAAGCUCAUUGAGCAAUUCCAUGUAGUCCAGAACGUUCGCUUCCGAACAAAGUUGUGGUGAAAUAAUAAUAAUGAAAAUAAUAAUAGAAGAUGUUUAUUUAAAUGUAGCCGGAUUUCAAGCAUGCGGACCAGAUUCUUUUAUUUCGACUAAAAAGCGAGGCGCACAGAAACGCCUCGCGCUCUCUUUUAACUUGUUUAAUGAAACGCUGCAUGUAGUCGUUGGGUACACGGGCGUGUAAACUAACACGACACGUUUGCAUGUGACUUAGGCGCAUGUGUGUUUUUACUAUAAGUUCAUAGAUACUCAAACUGCCAGCGGAACGACGGGCUGUCGGUCAGACAUCGAGCGCGUCCCACCGGAUGCGCGCGGGAGGGUUCGCUCGGAUUUAUCGCCUCCGUAUCCUCGCUCGGCUCCGCCCCGCGUUCAGGAGGAGAGAGUCUGAGCAGGAUCCGCCUGAAGCCGCCCCGUGAAUGUAACCGAGCAUCGAGAAGCUUUGAAUGUUCAGAAAAAAUGCUAAAGAAGAAGACCAACAGAGAAUCCGAACUACUGCAACGAUGCUGUCACAAUGUGUCGCUUUUACUGUUUUUUAUAAAUGUACAUGUAGAAGCUUUUCUUAUAAAAGGAAAAAAAACAAAAAAGAAAUGCGUCAGGUGUAAUAUUUCUGUCAAAUACAAAUUAGCGAAUUGUGAUCAAGUGCCAAAUAAAAACAAAACAGUAUUGUAUAAAUUUAUACUAUAGGAUGGUUAUAUGUUGAACAAAAUGUUUGUAAUUGUUGAAUUUUGUAGGUUUUGUAAGGUAUCCUGUAUUUUAGUGACUGACGUUUUGAAACACAGGAUUCUCUAAUUUUUUUUGUUCUUUUUUUUGGUCAAUUAAAAGGCAAGAAUUAAAUCUAUGGCAUACUGCGUGCACGUAUUCA
Molecule: messenger RNA, 2407 nt
Organism: Poecilia reticulata (guppy)
Lineage: Eukaryota; Metazoa; Chordata; Actinopteri; Cyprinodontiformes; Poeciliidae
Gene: ncalda
Product: neurocalcin delta a
Biological process (GO): calcium-mediated signaling
Molecular function (GO): calcium ion binding; tubulin binding; actin binding
Source: RefSeq, a predicted model, not a curated record